GAAGUCAUGGCGGGGGUUGGUUUCUCUGCCCUGUUGCCAUUGCCCUGACAUGAUCUAGUUUCACUAAAAAGAAAAGGCAAAUUAAAGUGGUUUUGGGUCCAACAAAAUAUAUUGUGCGACCCAAAAAGAGAUGUUUCAUUUGGGGGUAGGGGGGGAGGAGUAUUUCCUUUUUUAAAAAAAUAAAAGCUUGCUACAUUUUGAAGCAAAACAUUGAUUGGAAAUGAAACAUGGAAAUGUUUCUUUUUGCAAAUGUGGAAACAAUAUUUUUCUUGCUGCUGCUUUGACCAAAAAGGCAUUUUUUUUUCCCCAUGAAACAAAAACAAAAAAAAAGUUUCGGCCUAAAAAUUUCAUCCAGUCCUCACCAAAAUUUCCCCAGGAAGGAAAAAGGGAAUAACAUGCUAUUCACUUCUGUCCCUGGCUCCUUGUUCAGGGAUCUCUCAAAUCUAACAGAUUCGUGGCCAAGCAUUUGGGCGGCUUCACAACAGGUGUUGGCACAGGGCACCCAAAAGGAAAUCACUUCUACUGCCUCCACCUGCGGCACCUGGGGUGAGGGGCUGGGAAGCCCACCCCAGGGAAAGCACGGAGUGGGAGGAAGCUGCAGGGAGCGGGGAAGGGAUGGCUGACAGCCACAUCUGGAAAAGGGCACUGCAGGCCGUCCCCCCGGCUCGCGUGCAUCAGCGUAGUGGCUUCGAAGCCAAAGGGACAAUUCCCAAACUGGUGCAAUUCCAUAUUAAAGAUAAUGGAGCGACAUCGAUUGAUAGCAGCGGAGGAUCUGGCCCUCCAAUCCUAUUUGCAGGGUGAGAAAGGCAGCCGGUCCUCCUCCUGCAUUUGCUCCUGGAGAGGAACCCAGACGUCUCGUAUCUGGGUGGGUCGCAACCCACUUCAUUCACACCGUGUUGGUGAAAAAAGGAUGAGCCAGGCAGCUGUUUGCUGCAGUUUCUACCUCCAAGGUUACUCUGCAAGUGAGCAGAGGAUGGAAAUGCUCAAGGUGAUGAGCUCUUCCAUCACCUUGAGCUCAUCAGCAGUCCAGAGACAAAGAAGUCACAGCAGAGUCUUGGAGCCCCACGGGGGAUUUCAGUCCCCGGAGCUGUCUGCCCUGCAUCAGUUCCUCUGCUCCGUCCCGGUCUGAAGCCCUAAAACCUGAAUGCUCGCCUCCUCCCGGCAUUGCCCACGACGCCUCCAUACCCAUCCAGCAGAAGGAGGAUGUUCCCUGGGGAAGUCCUCAGUGAUGCUGCCACCUGCGUUCAUUCCUCGGCCCCUCCAUGCGCCUUGAGGGUGAAGUCCCAGGACCCCGGAUUCGCCGGUCCUGUGUCCAGGGAUUUCUGCCGGGUGUUUUCAGCUGGUCACCUCUGUUUUAAAACUCUGACCUCUACCCCCUUGCCUGUUGUAUCAUUUGGCACUCCCUUUGUGGACCGGUCCUUCCUCCUUUGAAAGAGCCGGGCCGUCUUCUCCAGUGGGCUCCCCGCAUCUUGCCACGACUUCAAAGAGUCUAUACCUGCUCCUCCGAUCUCACCCACGGUCUCAGAGACAAAGCUGGAGACCCCACCAUGGCAGUGGCCAAGAUGAUCCUUCAUGUGUCCAUCAGGACAAAGCGAGGGAGGGGAUCGCUGCGACUGGGGGCUGUUUUCUAGUCCCUUCUCCAUACACACAGGUCAGCAACAAGCCUCAAACAAGAGGACGUGCUUAUGACCAUCAAGACCCCCUUUUUUUUGGCUUUGUCUGAAGUUCCCUGCUGCUUCUGGAGGCCUCACUUCAAACCUGAGACCUGCUCUCCCUUCCCUGUAAUCAGUUCAAUGUUGGGUCCGGCGGCCCUGCCCUGAGAAGCUGUGCCCUUGGGCUCCUCCGGCCAUCCUAGGAUAUCAAUAGGACCAGCCACAACGAAAUCCAGAAGCUGGAAAUGAACCUUUAAAACUAAAGAAAACAAGAAAUGGCUGGAGAAGUGUGUCUGUAGGCUGCUCGGGACAGCUAUUUUUACCCUGCUUUGCUUUUCUACUUCCUUAUACUUUUUUUUUUUGCACCUCUAAGCCUCUCUGUUUACCAGGCUAAUAAGGCAAGCCCCAGGUCACUAGCUCACCGUCAUCUGGCUUGCGUGUUUUCACCUGUGCCCAGCCCACCUCGCUCAAAUAUGCAAAGCUAUUAUGGAAAGCAGACGCUUUGCUCUCAAGCUACCAGCCAGACGCCUGGACACUUGCACCUGCGGCAGGUGAAAGUCACCUUGCCCCGAAUUCUCCCGGGGGCUGCGCCAGGGAGGCCUUCUCUGCCAGGAGCUCGGUCCCGCUCGGCAAUCAUUAAUCAGAUUCUUUGCAUUCCUGAGUCCUAGCCUGCUAUGGGAAAAUGAGCCAGAGGGUUCAGGUAAGCCAGGACUGGCAGUCAGACAUGCAGCUGGCGGGGAAGCUGGCGCUUUCUGCAGCAGCUCUGCUCCUCCUCACUUUGGCUUACAAAAUCUACAAGUCCCGAUCGACUGCCAGCGUCCAGGGGAAGGGGAGCGUAAAAGCUGAUACCGCCAACGUGACGGGCCCAAGAGCAAAUGCAGGCCAGGAUGGAGCAGAAAGUGCCGAUGCCAGAGAACGGCCCCCAGAGCUCAGGUACAGGCAAGCCAGCAGCAACGGGGUGAGGCGGAGCGGCAGCAAAGCGAAACCGAGUGCGUGCCUGGGUGCAAAGGUAACGACGGGACCACAAAGCGCACCUGGCGGGAGAGUUCAUAGUCUGCCGGACAGGGGGGAGGAGGAAGAGGAGGGAAGGGAGGGGAGUCAGCUGGUCUCCGAAUCACAGCCGGGUGGAAGGAAACCUGCUUCGGAGGCAGAGGGACAUGCUCCAGGUGCGGGCCGAAGAGCUGGCGCAGGGGCGAGAGCAGAUGGGGCAGCGCAGGCGGUGCCAGCAGCGGGAGGCGAGCUGGGAGGUAAGCAAAACAGUUGCAAUCAGCUUGGCCCAGCCAGAAAACUGCCCGGAUCGAAAGGGGACAGCGCUGGGCCUGGCCAGGAUCUAGUUUCUCUGGGAUCUGGGCUUUGCCUUGGCCCGGAGCACAGCUCCUGCAACACGGUGCAGCCAGCCAGUGCUCCCGAGCUCCCAGCAGGUCCCAGCCCCGACACAGAGAAGGAGGCAAGAGCAGGAGACAUGAGUGACAGCUCGGCCUGGGUCCCGGAGGCCCAGGUGAGCAGGGAGAGGCUCCAGACCCUCCACGUGGCUUCAGACUUGGGCUUAAUGGUAAACCAAAGCAACAAGAGCGCGGACACCUCCUACACUUUCUCCUCCACCUCCAAGAUACAGGUGGAGGAAAACUAUAUUAAAGAGGCUGGAGACGACAGGCGGGGGCAGCCCGCAUCCUCUGCCUCCAGCCUGCGAGGGAAGGUCUAUGACUAUUAUGUCCAGUCUACCUCCCAGUCUGUAUCAAAGAAAAGGCCCUGCACAUACCCUCCUCCAGGCACCCUGUCCUUCCCCAACUCUGCCCAGAUCAGUGAAGAGCUGCAUGACUUUGAGACCUGGCUGCACAAGACCAAGCACCAAGAAACAGCCCCGAGUUCAGCAGAGAGGGAUGGAGACAAAGGGUCGCCCCCGGCAAAUGCUCUGCUUGGCUCGCUGGGACACCCUGCAGAGGGCUCGGAGCCGCCCGGCUGCAGUGAUGCAUCGGAGGCAGCCGGGUCCUUCCCGGGUGCCCAGAAGCCGCCAGGACGCAGCUUCAGCAGGAAAGAGAGUUUCCUCCAAAUUGCAGAGAACCCUGAACUUCAGGUCCCGAUGGAGGGAUUUGGGGCUUCGUCUCCCCCCAGCAGAAAAUCAGACUCAAGCCCUUCACCUGCUAAGCCCACCGCCGUCGCUUCCCUGGCGGACUCUAUGCAUGGCCUCCAAAUGGAUGCAAGCCCCGAAGCCAGAGUGGAGCUUGUGGCUGGUGCCAACUUCUUCCAAGUCCCGUUGAGCUUUGAGUCCGCUGUGGACAUCCACUUGGACUUGGGGAACUGCUUCGAAGUCCUGUGCAUGGCGAAGAAGCAGAAACUAGACCAUCUCAAGGACGCGGCUUAUAAGGUCAUGAGUGACAACUACUUACAGGUCCUGAGGAACGCAUCUAUCUACGGGCGCCUGAACGCCAUGGAGAGGGAGCUGAUCCUCCAAAGGAGGAUGAAGGGGAGGAAGUAUGUGACCGUGGCCGACGUCAGCACGCAAGAACGCAGCUUCCACGCCAGCCGGCUCUGUUACUACAAUGACGAAAGCGACGCCUGGUAUCCGCUGGCCCAUAUGCCGCAGGAGGCAGUUUCCAAGGGAUGUGCCCUCUGCAGCAUGUUCAAUUAUGUCUUCGUGGUGGCUGGCUGCGAAGGGGUAGGACGGUACCAGAAACCCUCGAACCGGGUCUUCUGCUACAACCCCCUGACCAAUAUCUGGAGGGAGAUCUGCCCCCUGAACCAAGCCAGGCCUCACUGCAAGCUUGUCGCCUUGGACGGGUACCUCUAUGCCAUCGGAGGAGAAUGCCUCUACACGGUGGAGCGGUACGACCCUCGCCAGGACCGGUGGUCUUUCGCUGCCCCUCUGCCCAACGACACCUUUGCCGUGGCGCACACCGCGACAGCGUGCAACGGGGAGAUUUACGUGACCGGAGGCACCUUGCGCUACAUGCUGCUCAGAUACGUCAGCCGGACAGACAGCUGGAGGGCCAGCCUCACCAGCGGCAGCAAGGACAGGACCACCGAGAUGGUCACCGUCGACGGCUUCAUCUACCGCUUUGAUCUCAACCGCAGCAUGGGCAUCAGCGUCUACCGCUGCGGCAUCAAGGCCAAGCUGUGGUACGAAUGUGCCACGAACCGCAUGCCCUACCCCACCUGCUUCCAGUGCGCUGUUGUCGACAACCUGAUCUACUGCAUCAGCCGCCAGUUCAUCAUCCAGUUCCUGGCCGACUACGUCUCACCACGGUUCGGGGCCAAGGAGUUGCAAGCAUUUCCAUCCCCCAAAGGGACCCUCUUCCCUGUCGUCCUCAUGUUGCCAGACAGAGAUACGGUGCAAACAAGAGUCUGAAAACCCACUUCUUUCCAGUUCUCCCUUUGCCCUGUGUUAAAGCUGAGGCUGUUCAAGGGUGGUCCAUAGAUUCAAGGCAGCUUCCAGAGCCUAAAAUCUGAAGCCCCAAAGCCCAGACCUGAUCCACACCCAGCGUGCCCUGAACUCCAGGGCUAUACAGUCCUAGGUGUAGAGAGAGGAUCCUGGUGUGGAUCCAGAUCUGUAGAGUACAUCUUCUAAGUUCAAGCCCUUCUCUACAUAAAAGCAACCUGAGGUCACAGCAUCCCUCCCAGCGGAAGAGAAAAAGGGAUAAAUUUGGCCUACGGCAUACUGAUAUGCCCACCAAACUCAUCCCACUUGCUAUCGCUCUAUCUGCCAUGGGAGUCACGCACCCAAAGCAGGGGCUGGGCGGGUACAUUUAGUUUGUCAUGUUCAAGCCUAGGCAAAUGUAGAUGCAAAGUAAAUUCAGGUUCCUAGAAAAUAGCCAGCAUGGCCCCUGGGAUUGGGCAAACUCUCUGCAGCAAGACUGCACCUCUCACUGUGCAGUGAUGAGAUGUUUCUCAUCGGUCGGUAAUGAGGAUUAUUUAUCUGGAAGGCAGAUGCAGAGGCCCCUGCUUGGAGGUUUUUUAGACCUGAGAGAAUGAGUGGGAAGGUCAGGAUAUGGCCCUGGCACCCCAAAACACCCAUCCUAGCUACAUCCAAGUGGACCUCUUAUCAGCAGGCUCAGCAGACACUGAAUGGGCUGCAGAUGUCUGCGCUGCUCCAUCAUCCCUAGUCGGCAGCGGGCACUGCUUACACCCACGCUUUGUCCGCUAAAAGCGACUAGAGAGAUGCCUUCAGCCUCCAGGUCUGCUGAACCAAGGCUUUAAAAAAGCAAGAUGAAUUUCAAGAUGUUAGAAAACAAGGGAAGCUUCCAAAAAUAGCCCCAAAUCUCCGACCAAAUUGCAAGGAGUUGUUGUUUCCAUGGAAAACCUCAGCAUGGGAAUCCAAGCACUUACAGGAGGGCUGGAUUCCCCUGUGCAGUCUCUGCCUUUUGGGUUACACCCCAAUAUAUAUACCCCGCCCCCCCCAUACACUUCUCCAUAGCAAGACCUCCAAGUACAAGGGUAUUCAGGGUAAGACAGAGGGGGUACAGCUGGGAUGGCUUUGUCCUCUGUCGUGAUGGGUCAUGGACAGCUGAGUGCAAACUAGGACUGCAGUGGGGUCCAGUGCAUCUCCUGACAACCACAGGAUCCUUUAGCCCCUGCACCCAUUGCCUUGAUAUCUCAAAACAGCAUCCUCUCUGUUUUUUAAGAUUAUUACUAUUAUGACUAACAUGCUUAUAUCACAGCAGUGCCCAGAGGCUCCGAUUUGGCUUGGGGACCAAUUGUUCCAGGGAAAAUACAAACCUGCAGCCUACUGUCAGGACUAGGUCAAGUCAUUUAACCGCUGUGUGCCUCAGUUUCUCCAGCCAUGAAAUGGGAGUAAUGCUACUUCUCUACCGCGCAGGGCAGUCUGAAGCUAAGUUAACUACGUUGAGGUUUGUGAGGACUGGGAAAACCCUUUGAUGCUAGGUGCUGUUUGUGGCUCUUGGGUACUUCUACAGCAACUGAUCCCCUGGUAAUGUUUGGGAAGUACGUGCACUUGGUGUUAAAUAAAAUUAACUUAGACCUGC
Gavialis gangeticus (Gharial) is the source of this 6631-nucleotide messenger RNA. It is a transcript of the gene KLHDC7A, whose product is annotated as kelch domain containing 7A. Gene Ontology annotation, molecular function: protein binding. NCBI's taxonomy places the organism in Eukaryota, Metazoa, Chordata, Crocodylia, Gavialidae. The transcript has a single exon. The record is from RefSeq and is a predicted model, not a curated record. Bases 2335 to 4998 code for a protein of 887 amino acids.